AGUGUGUUUGUUUUAUGGUAAAAAAACCAUUACCAACUUAGAAAAAAAAAUACUACCUACACACGUAUAUAUACCUACUUCAAACAGACUGCUAGUAGGUAUUUAAAACAAAUAUGGCGACGGUUACAUCACCAGUACAGCUAGGGUUCAGGAUAACGACCUUAAUACAACUAGUAGCAGUAAUAUUCAUUUUUGUUUCGUCAACAUCUAACGCUGCUGUAAUGGGUAGUUCGUCUGGUGGAUGUGAAUUCCCACCUGAAUGGGCUGGUCUAUGGUUUCAAUCUGGGGCUCAAUCGAAAAUAAGAAUAAAUUCAACCUUCAUUACAACAAAAGGACAAUGUAUUGAAAAGGAUAAAGAUAAAUUUUUAAUUCAUGAUAUAGUCGAUGAUUGUUAUCGAUGCAUUGUUAUCAAUUUACAACAUCCAAGUGUCCUACAAUAUAAAGAAACAUAUUGUGGAACAAAAGGAUCCUUACAAGAAAUAUGUUAUGGUAUAACAGGAGAUGCUCCAUUAUAUUCAAUGUUCCGUUCUGAACCCAAAGCCGAACCUGAAGAAUGUCCCUUCAAAGGUGCACCUUUUACUUUCACAUAUAAUCGUGGGCAGGGUGAUUGUGCAAAUCCACCCUCACGUGCUGAAAGUUGUACCGAUGAUUCUCGACUUAUAUUGAAGUACCAAGCGUGUCCUGAUGUUCGUGCUGCGGAAAGUACUGUUGAGGAGUUAAUAUGCUUAGCAGUUUGGCGUGAAGGUAGUACACGCUAUAUGGUUGGACGUGUCUUACAACAAGAUCGACGUUCAUCACAUGCCAGUGAUGAGGAUCAAUAUCGUUGUUUUAUAUAUGAACGUGUCAAUCAUCCAGGCAAAGAUGGAGCAAAUGGACAUCACAGUGGUGGCGGUAUACGUUAUAAUAUUGCACAAUCAGGUGAUGCAACCUGUUCAGGAUUACAAAAUGCAUUAGAAGGUUCAAAAACAAUGAAAUUAACAACAGUUGAUGACCAUCACAAUCGCUGUCGUUUCCCCCUUUGGCUUACCGAACAUCACACCUGGCACAGUUUAGAUCAUCGUCUCUCAUAUCAAUUCUCGUUACGUAAUGCUACGCUAAAAGUAAAGAAAAGUGAUGAACAUCGAUAUGGUGGUAGUUCCGGUGGUGGAGGCAGUGGUGCAGGCGCUAGUUCGAGUUCAAGUUAUGGAUCAGCAUUACCAUAUGGUGCACCAUUAUAUAGUAAUAAUGCACCAGGUGGAGGUGGAAUUGUAGAUGAUGAUAUUGGUGAACCAUUUCAUUCAGCACAUACGGCAUCGUUACAACAACAUAACCAUCAUAAUUUACAUGCAGCUCAUUUAGCUGGAGAAGGUGGUACUGUACGAUUAAUAUGUCAUAGUAUAUUACAAGCAUUGGAGAAGAAAAAAGUACAGAUUGUGGCACAUGUUACGGCUGGAUGUAAAAGCGGACAUGUUUGUAUGGUGUUUUAUAAACGCGACAGUAAUGUUAUUGAAGUUCAACAAUCAACUACUAUUGAAGAAAAUCCAGACGAUGCAUGCCGAAAUUUCGAUCCAAUUAAUACACCAUUUACAACUUUAAUAACUACAUCAUUACAUCCAAAGAAAUGUCCACAUUUGGGUCGAUACACAGUUGUUAAUUCAGCAUCAUUUGGUGAAAAACGUAAGAGGCGACAAAAUAACAAUUCAGACAACUCGCAGUUUUCGAAACAGGAUUGUACAAAUCCCAAAUAUGAAUCACUUUCCGUGGGUUGUGGUGGAUCUUCUGAAAUUAUGGAACAAAAAUCAUCGUGUGGUCCACAAUCUUCAGCGCAAUUCACAUCAUCUUAUUCAUGUCAUGGAUCAUGGGAAGAAAAUGGUACAAGCUAUUUAAUAGCAUCACCAAUUGCUGAUAAUCGUAAAUCAACAGAUCCACAUCGUUACUGUUUUAUAUAUAAUUUUCCAAAUAAACCAAGUGAAUUAUCACAUAAUUCUUUAUAUGUGGCUGGUACAACUAAUCCAAAUUAUGGGAUGUCACAAACACCUGGCAUGAAGAAUGGUUUAGGUGACGGUGGUCUACCAAAAGGUGGUCCAUUACGUUUAACUGCUAUUGCUGAUAAUUGUCACAGAUUAACAAGUAAUAACUAUGGCAUCAAACAUGCGUGGACUAUGAAUUUAACCACAAACGGAACAUGUGCUGAUGCAGAUGGUCUUACCGGUAACGCAACAAAGUUAACAUCAUCAAUUCUAGUAUUUUUAAUAUGUUCCGUUCUAAUAACAAUAGUUAUAAGAUGAUUAAAAAAAUUGAGCUUCAAUAUUCCUUAUUGUAAGUAUUAAGUAAAACAAAAACAAAACAAAAACCUUACCCAAAACAAAAGCAACAAAAAAAAAAUUGAUCGAUAAUAUUUUACACUCACACAUACACAGAUACUGUUUUUAUCAAGAAAAGAGAACAUUUUUGAAAAAAAAGAGACUUCUUAGUGAAA
Molecule: messenger RNA, 2458 nt
Organism: Chrysoperla carnea
Lineage: Eukaryota; Metazoa; Arthropoda; Insecta; Neuroptera; Chrysopidae
Exons: 12
Coding region: 114-2267 (717 amino acids)
Source: RefSeq, a predicted model, not a curated record